AUGUUCUCUCGUCAACUCACCGGAGUUAUCUCCAAGCCCAUCGUCUCAGGCGUGCGAACAAGUAUACCCCGCCGCCUCUACUCAAGCCCUCCAAGAUCAUCGCCACGACCACCACCCGCGCCACAAUCCCGGUCCAAUUUCCCAGUCAUCCCCAUCAUCGCCCUUCUCGCAAUUAGCUCCGGCGCCUACGUCCUCCUAGUCAAAUCCCGCACCGGCCAAGCCCCAGUCCGCAAGUCAUCCUAA
Molecule: messenger RNA, 243 nt
Organism: Penicillium antarcticum
Lineage: Eukaryota; Fungi; Ascomycota; Eurotiomycetes; Eurotiales; Aspergillaceae
Exons: 1
Coding region: 1-243 (80 amino acids)
Source: RefSeq, a predicted model, not a curated record